AUGAAGUGUGCUGGCGAGGAGAACUGCGUGGACAGCCGGACCAUCUACGUGGGGCACAGGGAGCCCCCCCCAGGUGCUGAGGCCUACAUCCCGCAGAGACACCCCGACAACAGAAUCGUCUCCUCCAAGUACACGUUUUGGAACUUCAUACCCAAGAACUUAUUUGAACAAUUCAGGAGAAUAGCCAACUUUUACUUUCUUAUCAUAUUUCUGGUACAGUUGAUUAUUGACACCCCCACGAGCCCAGUGACGAGCGGGCUCCCACUGUUCUUUGUCAUCACAGUCACGGCCAUCAAACAGGGCUAUGAGGACUGGCUUCGCCAUAAGGCGGACAACGCCAUGAACCAGUGCCCGGUGCACUUCAUCCAGCAUGGCAAACUGGUCCGGAAGCAGAGCCGGAAGCUGAGGGUGGGGGACAUCGUCAUGGUCAAGGAGGACGAGACCUUCCCCUGUGACUUGAUCUUCCUCUCCAGCAGCCGUGGAGACGGGACCUGCCACGUGACGACCGCCAGCUUAGACGGGGAAUCCAGUCACAAAACUCACUAUGCCGUUCAGGACACUAAGGGGUUUCAUACUGAAGAAGAUAUUGACGGCUUGCACGCCACCAUUGAGUGUGAGCAGCCCCAGCCCGACCUGUACAAGUUUGUCGGCCGCAUCAACGUCUACAGCGAUCGGAACGACCCCGUGGUGAGGCCGCUGGGGUCAGAGAACCUGCUUCUCAGAGGAGCGACGCUUAAGAACACUGAGAAGAUCUUCGGUGUUGCUAUCUACACGGGCAUGGAAACCAAGAUGGCAUUAAAUUACCAAUCAAAAUCCCAGAAGCGAUCUGCUGUAGAAAAAUCCAUGAAUGUGUUCCUCAUUGUGUACCUCUGCAUUCUGGUCAGUAAAGCACUGAUAAACACCGUCCUCAAGUACGUGUGGCAGAGCGAACCGUUCCGAGAUGAGCCGUGGUACAAUCACAAAACCGAAUCGGAAAGACAGAGGAACCUGUUCCUCAGGGCAUUCACGGACUUCCUGGCGUUCAUGGUUCUCUUCAACUACAUCAUCCCGGUGUCCAUGUACGUCACGGUGGAAAUGCAGAAGUUCCUGGGCUCGUACUUCAUCACCUGGGAUGAAGACAUGUUUGAUGAGGACACAGGCGAAGGGCCUCUGGUCAACACCUCAGACCUGAACGAAGAAUUAGGACAGGUGGAGUACGUCUUCACGGACAAGACCGGCACGCUCACAGAGAACAACAUGGAGUUCAAGGAGUGCUGCAUCGAGGGCCACGUGUACGUACCGCACGCCGUCUGCAACGGGCAGGUGCUCCCCGAUGCCUCCGGCAUCGACAUGAUCGACUCCUCCCCGGGCGCCGGCGCCAGGGAGCGAGAAGAGCUGUUUUUCCGGGCCCUGUGCCUGUGCCACACAAUCCAGGUGAAGGAUGACGAUGACGUGGAUGGACCCAGGAAGUCACCAGACUCGGGGAAGUCCUGUGUGUACAUCUCGUCCUCUCCCGAUGAGGUGGCCCUAGUCGAAGGUAUCCAGAGACUCGGCUUCACGUACCUGCGGCUAAAGGAGAACUACAUGGAGAUACUGAACAGGGAGAACGGCGUGGAGAGGUUUGAAUUGCUGGAAAUCUUGAGUUUUGACUCCGUAAGAAGGAGAAUGAGUGUGAUUGUCAGAUCUGCUACAGGAGAAAUCUAUCUGUUUUGCAAAGGAGCAGACUCUUCAAUAUUUCCCCGUGUGAUAGAAGGCAAAGUUGACCAGAUCCGUUCCAGAGUGGAGCGCAACGCGGUGGAGGGACUUCGAACUCUGUGCGUUGCCUACAAAAGGCUGAUCCCCGAAGAAUAUGAAGGUGUUUGCACACUGCUGCAGGCCGCGAAGGUGGCCCUUCAGGAUCGUGAAAAGAAGUUGGCGGAGGCCUACGAGCAAAUAGAGAAAGACCUCAUUCUGCUUGGUGCCACGGCUGUUGAGGACAGGCUCCAGGAGAAAGCCGCCGAUACCAUCGAGGCUCUGCAGAAGGCGGGGAUCAAAGUCUGGGUCCUCACUGGGGACAAGAUGGAGACGGCGGCCGCCACCUGCUACGCCUGCAAACUGUUCAGGAGGAACACACAGCUGCUCGAGCUCACCACCAAGAAGAUAGAGGAGCAGAGUCUGCACGACGUCCUGUUUGAGCUGAGCAAGACCGUCCUGCGCCACAGUGGGAGCUUAACCAGGGACAACUUCUCAGGACUCUCGGCGGACAUGCAGGACCACGGUCUCAUCAUUGAUGGAGCCGCGCUGUCUCUGAUCAUGAAGCCCAGGGAGGACGGGAGCUGUGGGAACUACCGGGAGCUCUUCCUUGAGAUCUGCCGGAACUGCAGUGCUGUGCUCUGCUGUCGCAUGGCGCCCCUGCAGAAGGCCCAGAUUGUUAAAUUAAUCAAACUUUCAAAAGAGCACCCUAUCACUUUAGCCAUCGGAGACGGUGCCAAUGACGUCAGCAUGAUCCUGGAGGCCCAUGUGGGCAUAGGUGUCAUUGGGAAGGAAGGCCGCCAGGCCGCAAGGAACAGUGACUACGCCAUUCCGAAGUUUAAGCACUUGAAGAAGAUGCUGCUUGUUCACGGGCAUUUAUAUUACAUCAGGAUAUCUGAGCUCGUGCAAUACUUCUUCUACAAGAACGUCUGCUUCAUUUUCCCUCAGUUUUUAUACCAGUUCUUCUGUGGGUUUUCACAACAGACGUUGUAUGACACUGCCUACCUGACCCUGUACAACAUCAGCUUUACGUCCCUCCCGAUUCUCCUGUAUAGCCUGAUGGAGCAGCAUGUCAGCAUAGACACACUUAGGAGGGACCCUUCCCUGUACAGAGAUAUCGCCAAGAAUGCACUCCUUCGCUGGCGCGUGUUCAUUUAUUGGACGUUCCUGGGAGUGUUUGAUGCCCUGGUGUUUUUCUUUGGUGCUUACUUCAUGUUUGAAAACACAACGGUGACCAGCAACGGGCAGAUAUUUGGAAACUGGACCUUCGGGACACUGGUGUUCACUGUGAUGGUAUUUACGGUCACACUAAAGCUGGCACUAGAUACGCACUACUGGACUUGGAUAAACCACUUUGUCAUCUGGGGGUCACUGCUGUUCUACGUUGUCUUCUCCCUCCUCUGGGGAGGGAUUAUCUGGCCCUUCCUCAGUUAUCAAAGGAUGUACUUUGUGUUCAUCCAGAUGUUGUCCAGCGGCCCUGCCUGGCUGGUCAUCAUCCUGCUCAUCACUGUCAGCCUCCUUCCCGACGUUCUCAAGAAAGUCCUGUGCAGGCAGCUGUGGCCCAGCGCCACAGAGAAAGUCCAGACUGAGAAUCAGUGCCUUUCUGUCGAGCAGUCCACCGUCUUUAUGCUCUCUCAGACCUCCAGCAGUCUGAGUUUCUAA
This is a messenger RNA of Puma concolor (puma), 3372 nucleotides long. Lineage: Eukaryota; Metazoa; Chordata; Mammalia; Carnivora; Felidae. The record is from RefSeq and is a predicted model, not a curated record.